ACCGGCCAAGUAACGUGGGUUAACAACCGAACAUUGCAGUAUACUGGUCGCUCAUUGCAGGAUCAUUUGGGUUCUAACUGGCUAUCUCAUAUGCAUCCUGACGAUCAAGCUGAUUGUUGUAAGGCAUGGGAAGCAGCAUUUGAUCAAGGGAAUGGAUUUGCAGGUGAAUUUCGGCUACGUCGUUUCGAUGGAAUAUAUCGAUGCUUUCUAUGGCGCAUUGUUCCGCUCCGAGAUCUAAAAGGACGUAUAAUUCAUUGGUUCGGUAAUACGGAUGUCCAUGAUCAACAUGUAGCAAAAGAGAGUACUUUACGGCAGAUGGAGAUUGAAAGCAGUGAAAGGAAAUACAGAAUGCUGGCAGAAGCAAUUCCACAAAUUGUUUUUACAUUCUCACCUGGCAUUGGUCUAACAUAUGCCAACGACAAAUGGGAAAGUUACUCUAAUCAACCAUUUGAAAAAACCGUUGGUCUGGGGUUCAUGUCGCAGGUCCAUUCUGAAGAUAGACAUAAGUUACAACUUCCUGAUUUAGUGCGACACAAGACAGCUGGGGUAGCAUGGCAAAAUGAGAUCCGCCUCCAAAGUAGUGAUGGAGACUAUAGAUGGUUUUUAGUAAAAUGUAUAUCUGUUGAUGAAUUAGAUACGGGUCAGGUACGAUGGUUCGGGACAUGUACAGAUAUCAACGAUCACAAACUAUUAGAACAUAAACUUAAGGAAGCCCACGAUGCAGCGCAGAAGUCUACAGAGAGUAAGACCCGAUUCCUGUCAAAUAUGUCCCACGAAAUUAGGACACCUUUGAUAGGAAUCACAGGAAUGCUAAACUUCUUGUUGGAUACCGAGCUCACACCUGAGCAAAUGGAUUACGUACACACUAUACAACAGUCUGCUGAAUCCUUAUUAGUUGUAAUCAAUGAUAUCUUGGAUCUGAGCAAGGUCGAAGCAGGGAUGAUGAAACUCGAAUGGGAACCAUUUAGCUUGGUGAGCAUGAUUGAAGAUGCGAAUGAGUUGCUUUCUACUCUUGCCGUACAAAAAGGUCUAGAACUUAGUUUCUGGGCUGAUGACGAUGUGCCUGAUGUGGUGGUCGGUGAUCGGAUUCGAUUAAGACAAGUCCUUUUGAAUUUGAUUGGAAAUGCUAUAAAAUUUACGUCCAAAGGAGAGAUAUAUACCCAAUGUUCAUUACAACAUUUCGACAAGGAGGAAUCGGAACUCACGCUGCUGUUCGAAGUAGUUGAUACAGGUACAGGAUUUGAUGCUGAUGGCGAGGCAGUCAUGUUUAAGCCAUUCUCCCAAGUGGAUAGCUCAAGUACACGCAAGCACGGAGGUAGUGGACUUGGUCUUGUGAUUUCUAGACAGUUAAUUGAGCUACAUGGUGGAACGAUGAAUUGUCGAAGCAAGAAAAACCAAGGAUCUACAUUCUUUUUUACUGCGAAGUUUGGCGUGCCUGCGUCACAGACACACCCACAACCUCAAACACCUCAAAAUGAAGCAGCCGAUCCUUUCAGUCGCUCUCAUACAUAUUGCCCCCGUGAAGAAGGUUUGCCAUUUCAUAAUGAUAGUGUCAACAAACCCCAACCUUCCAAGGAUUUUGGUACUUCGCAGCCUCUCUUAAACCAAUUUUCCCAAUCGCCGGAACUUCCGUGCUCGGUUGAAUUAAUGCACGAUGCACUAUUAAAUAAAGCAGCUACAAUGCGUCUCAUGCCUCCGCCUGUACGAAGCGAUCGACUGACAUUACCAAAGAUCGUUUUGUUGGAACAGAUUGCAGACCAAAUGACCCCGAUGAUAUUAACAUCUCCUGAACUAGAACCACUACGAAGCAAACUGAAAGAAACAUAUCUAAUGGUGUUGAUCGUAUGUGAAUGGCCACGAUCACGGUCUACAAUGGUAAAACACUCCAAAUCGAUUCUUAGUACAUUGGUUAAGUCCAAUCAAGACCUUGAAAUCGAGACAGCCACCAAUCACUUAGAAGCUGUAGAGCAACUUGCCAGUCCUUUACGACCGGCAUAUGACUAUACUCUUGUGAGUCUUGCAUCUGAACAACAGAUUCUAAUGUUGAUGCGAAUGGUGUGCAGCUCAUCUUUCCACCAAGGCACAAAUUUACUUGUGGUCACGACUCCAAUGCAACGUUCGUUAAUUAUGGAAGGCUCAAAGGGCCAAGAACAGUCGGUUUUGCCACGUAAUUGUGGAUUUGUGUUUAAACCACUCAAAAGAAGUAAGCUUAGCUGGUAUUUUGGAGUACGACCUAUUUCAUCUGGUUCGGACGAUCCUAAGAAUAUGAGUGCUCCUGAUGCUCCGCAACAGCGUGUGGUUACACAGAAAGAAGUCUUUCAACAAAUGGAGUCGGAUGUUGGUGGAAAAGGUUUCAGGGUUCUGUUGGUUGAAGAUAAUCCUGUCAAUCAAAAGGUAUUGACGCGUUAUCUGGUUCGGGUUGGAUUGAAUGUAGAAGUAGCAUGUGAUGGAGAGGUGUGUAUAAAUUUAUUCAAUAGCCACCCACACAGCUACUAUUCAUUGAUCCUGUGCGAUCUGUUUAUGCCGGUUAAAGAUGGGUAUGAGGCAACGCGUGAGAUUCGAGAGUGGGAGACUGCGAACGGGAUCUCACCGGAAAAACAAGUGCCAAUCGUUGCUCUUUCAGCAAAUGUGAUGAGUGAUGUGGCAGAAAAGUGCUUGGCAAGUGGGUUCUCUACAUAUAUUUCAAAACCUGUUAAUUUUGCCAUGCUGAGUGAUGUUAUUCGAGGAUAUCUUCUUCCU
Molecule: messenger RNA, 2739 nt
Organism: Phycomyces blakesleeanus NRRL 1555(-)
Lineage: Eukaryota; Fungi; Mucoromycota; Mucoromycetes; Mucorales; Phycomycetaceae
Product: type IC hybrid histidine kinase
Exons: 9
Biological process (GO): phosphorelay signal transduction system; phosphorylation
Molecular function (GO): phosphorelay sensor kinase activity; protein binding
Source: RefSeq, a predicted model, not a curated record